Helianthus annuus (common sunflower) is the source of this 1350-nucleotide messenger RNA. Its product is annotated as mannitol dehydrogenase-like. The record is from RefSeq and is a predicted model, not a curated record. The transcript has 5 exons. The coding region runs from base 81 to 1163 and encodes 360 amino acids. Lineage: Eukaryota; Viridiplantae; Streptophyta; Magnoliopsida; Asterales; Asteraceae. Gene Ontology annotation, biological process: lignin biosynthetic process. Gene Ontology annotation, molecular function: cinnamyl-alcohol dehydrogenase activity; zinc ion binding.
ACCACCAUUUCAAUCCACAACCCUCUACAACACAACUACACACCUACACUUACACAACUACGUACACAGCUACACGUACAAUGGCAACCUCACCGGAAUCCGAGCAUCCGAUCAAGGCGUAUGGUUAUGCGGCCCGCGACACGUCUGGAUUACUUUCCCCUCUCACCUUCUCCAGAAGGGCUACUGGAGAGAAAGAUGUGAGGUUCAAAGUUCUUUACUGCGGAAUCUGUCAUUCCGAUCUUCACGUUGUCAAAAACGAAUGGGGAUUUACCAAGUACCCGAUUACUCCAGGGCAUGAGAUUGUUGGUGUGGUGACAGAAGUAGGAAGCAAAGUGGAGAAUUUCAAGAUUGGAGACAAAGUUGGGGUUGGGUGCUUGGUGGGAUCAUGUAGAUCAUGUCAAAGUUGUGCUUCUGACUAUGAACAGUAUUGCGAUAAGCAGGUACAAACUUAUGGUUUCACCAACUUUGAUGGCACACAGACGUACGGUGGAUACUCCGAUCACAUGGUUUCAGAUGAGCAUUUUGUACUCCGUUGGCCGGAGAACUUACCACUUGAUUCUGGUGCACCGUUGCUAUGUGCUGGGAUCACAACUUACAGCCCUCUCAAGUACUUUGGAUUGGACAAGCCUGGUACGAAAGUGGGCGUGGUUGGGCUCGGUGGGCUCGGUCAUGUUGCUGUGAAGAUGGCUAAGGCUUUUGGGGCAGAAGUUACUGUUUUUAGUACUUCCCCUGCUAAGGAGAAAGAAGCAAUUGAGGGACUUAAAGCUGACCACUUCGUAAACAGUAAAGAUGAACUUCAAAUGCAGGCUGCUAGAGGCACACUCGAUGGCAUCAUCGACACAGUGUCCGCAAAUCAUCCAAUUGCGCCGUUGCUUAAUGCACUUACACCCCAUGGAAAGCUUGUUCUUGUUGGUGCACCUGAGAAGCCACUUGAAGUAGCAGCAUUUUCGUUGAUCAUGGGAAGGAAGCUUGUUGCGGGUAGUAACAUUGGUGGAAUUAAAGAGACUCAAGAAAUGCUUGACUUUGCAGCAAAGCAUGGGAUAACUGCCGAUAUAGAGUUGAUACCGAUAGACUAUGUGAACACAGCCAUGGAGAGGCUGUUGAAAUCGGAUGUGAGGUACCGAUUUGUGAUCGAUGUAGCCAACUCGAUCAAGGCUGAAUAGGUUGACUCUUGAAGUUCUUGCUGAAUGUUGUAUUUGUCUUUAUAGUUUUGAGUAUUUGUGAGCAUGUUAUAGGGAAGUGAGAGUCCUAAGGCUUCGUUUGUAUGCAUUUGUUUUUGGUAUUGUUAAUAUAUGUAUCAAACUAACAAAAUCCCAUUUUUAUGCAUUUAAAUUUAAUUUUAUUCAUUUU